AUGGCUACAUUUCAUCAUUCACGGAGGUUUUGCUUCAUUCUUAGCAUCAUCACAAUCGUCUUCUCCUGGUUUGCAAACCUUACUGGAGCUGUCUACCAUGGCUAUGUGCCGAGUCCCUGGACUCUCGCACAUGCCACAUUUUAUGGGGAUGAGACUGCAUCUGCAACCAUGGGUAAAUAUCAUGGCUUAAAGCUAGUAUCUUCUGGAUAUCUAAUACCCGUUUCACUAUCAAGUGAAUAUAACAUUUCAGGAUAUAAUAUUUCAGGUGGUGCUUGUGGAUAUGGAAACUUGAUAACUAAUGGAUACAGAAGGGAUACAGCUGCUUUGAGCACAACCACCUUUAGCGAAGGUUACGCCUAUGGUCAGUGUUACCAAAUACGGUUUGUCCAAUCUCCAUGGUGCUACAAAGGAUACACCGCCGUUACUGCCACCAACCUCUGCCUGCCUAACUGGUCUCAGGAUUCAAACAACGAAGGAUGGUGUAACCCUCCAAGAACACACUUCGACAUGGCCAAGCGUGCGUUCAUGAAAAUUGCUCAGUGGAAGGAAGGCAUUGUCCCUAUCAUGUACAGCAGAGUACCAAGCAAUGCUAUUAGAAAAUGUGGCAUUCGAUUCUCAUUUCAAGGAAAUGGGUAUUGGUUGUUGGUGUAUGUGAUGAAUGUUGCUGGUGCUGGUGACAUCAAACAUAUGUGGGUGAAAGGGACGAAGACAGGUUGGAUGAGCAUGAGUCAUAACUGGGGUGCGUUGUACCAAGCUUUUGCUACUCUUAAGGGACAAGCUCUCUCCUUCAGAUUAACUUCAUACACCACCAAACCGACUAUCACUGCCUACAAUGUUGACCCUGCUAACUGGAACAUAGGCUUGACAUAUCGAGGCAACGUCAACUUCCAUUGAUCACCUCUCAAUGUUCUGGCUCUUCAUGCGCAUUUGAAACCGUUUGAUUCAGUUGAAGCUGGUACGUCUGCUUUUAAAUAAUAUUUAAUCCCGACCGUUAGUAUUUUUCAGAUUGUAAUUUCCGUCCAUCAAAUUAAAAUU
Messenger RNA from Lactuca saligna, 1035 nucleotides. The record is from the annotation of a GenBank genome assembly. NCBI's taxonomy places the organism in Eukaryota, Viridiplantae, Streptophyta, Magnoliopsida, Asterales, Asteraceae.